Hemibagrus wyckioides is the source of this 2054-nucleotide messenger RNA. It is a transcript of the gene thumpd2, whose product is annotated as THUMP domain containing 2. The record is from RefSeq and is a predicted model, not a curated record. The transcript is spliced from 10 exons. NCBI's taxonomy places the organism in Eukaryota, Metazoa, Chordata, Actinopteri, Siluriformes, Bagridae. The coding region runs from base 16 to 1392 and encodes 458 amino acids. Gene Ontology annotation, biological process: tRNA methylation. Gene Ontology annotation, molecular function: RNA binding; tRNA (guanine) methyltransferase activity.
CAAAUCUCUAAUUACAUGAAUCACAUAAUCGUAUCAACGAAGAAAAAACAAGGCUUUAAUUUUGAUACCGUGUCAUUCUGGCAUACCGCGCAUACCCGAGACUUUCACGCAUGCGUCGUACGCAUAUCAUCGCUAACAGUGAUAGCGGUAGUGGUGGUGGUGGUGGUGGUGAUGAUGAGGGACGGUACCGGUUCGGUUCGGUUUUACUGCACCGCGGGCGCCGGUAUGGAGGCGUUUCUGCUGGACGAGGUGAAGCGCAGGCUGAAGGCUACAGAGGUGGAACACAUCCCUGGAAGGGUGUUUUUCCGCUGCCACUCAAACCUACAUGAAGUGUUGCAACUCAGAUCGGCAGAGAGGCUCUUCCUGCUUCUGCGUAAAGCUCCACCCACUUCCUUACCCACCACUCCAGCAAAGGCAGCAAGCGUGAUACAGCAGAGGAUUGUGGGAAAUCCAGACGAGUGGAGCGACGCUUUGUCCACCUGGUCCUCACUGCAGGUGGCGCUUAAUGGCUCUGAGGGGCGGGGCCAGAAGAGAAAGCGUGAGGAGGAAGAAGAGAGUUUGAAUCGUCCUUCUUUCAGAGUGAGCUGCCGCUGCAGUGGAGCCAUCGCUCGCUCUUAUAACUCCCAGACCCUGAAUCGUAUGAUUGGGCUGGCCAUCAAUCGACAGCUUGGAUGGAAAGCUGACCUUCGGGAUCCAACUGUUGAGGUGAAUGUGUAUUUAAGUGAUGAUCACUGCGUAGUCGGCAUUCCUCUCUUGAGGCAGCCUCUAGCCAGUCGCACUUAUCUGAAGCACACCGGACUCAGGUCCACUAUAGCCUGGGCAAUGGCAUCUCUCUGUAACCUCCAGGAGGACUCGAUAGUUUUAGACCCCAUGUGUGGAGUUGGCACCAUAUUGAUGGAGGCAGUGCAGGAGUGUCCGAAUGGUGUGUUUAUAGGGAUGGACAGUGAUGAAGCUCAGUUACACAAAGCUGUAGAGAAUGUACAAGCUGCUGGUCAGGAGGAGAGAGUUCUGUUAAUCCAGGCCUCCUGCAUGGCGACGCCGCUGCCUUCAGCUUCUGUAGACGUGGUGGUGUGUGACGUUCCUUUCGGCAGGAAGUUCAGCUGCGGAGUCGACAUGGCGACUGCUCUUCCAGACAUUCUAGCUGAGAUGGAGAGAGUUCUCCGUCAAGGUGGAACCCUGGUUCUCCUGCUCAGUCUGCAGCUUUCAGUCCUGAUUAAGAAACUCAUCCAAUCAGACGCUCCGGAUGCCUCGGAGGCGUACGCGGGGGGAGGUCGUGACACGGAGAAAUCCAAGGCUACGUUUGAUUCGCUACUCCUGCAGAGCAAACACAGAGUGAGCCUCGGGAGCACCGACGCUCUCAUACACACCUACAUGAAGAGACACACCACAUAGCAAGGGUUGUGUGUGUUUAGAGAACCGACAGGGUGUACUUUUUUUUUUUGUCAUAUUUUUGGAGGCAUAAAGAUUUCUGUUUAUUUACACGUUAGGUCUGAGGUCACUUUGGUGCUUGGACCCCUAAAUAUAAUAAAGCCUCUGUGACAAAAUUAGAAACUCCUUGUCCAUGCUUCACUGACAUCUGGGGGUCUCUGGAAAACCAUGUAGAGAAGCAGUGCUCUGGUGUACAUAUCUGGUACCUUUUUAAAAAUUUCUCUUGGAAAUGUCAAAGAAAUAUUUGUAGUGUAGGGAGGAGAGAGUGAAUUUACACCUUUUUAGAAUCAUUUGGACAUUUAUUGCUCUAAGAGACUGAGUCUCUCUCUGACUGUGGCUCACUCUUUCUGACUUCAUGUGUCUCUCUGACUGCAUCUCUGUCUCUCUCUCUCUCUCUCUCUCUCUCUCUCUCUCUCUCUGUCUGUCUCUCUCACACACACACACACAUUUUAUUAGCCACUUUUCAUAAACCUCAGUACAUACCUCAACCUCAACAUAUUUUUAUCAUUAACAUUAUUUGUUCUUAUACCGUUCUAGCUAAAAUAAUAAAAUGAUCUUUACACAUUCAGAUAUUAUUCAUUAAGAGAUCAUUUACACAGGAGAUCAUACACCCAUCAGCCAUAACA